AUGGCCGGCGUGGGUGGUCCCGGCAAGUUACGGUCGUAUUGGGAAGACAAAGUUUACAAUAUCGUGCGUCAGAAAUCAAAUGAGAUUCCCGUGUAUGAAGUCAUUCCUGAGAGUGGCGGGGAGAAGACAAGAGUACUGCACAGGAACAUGCUAUUUCCAUGUACGUAUCUUCCUGUGGAGAAUCUUAUUGUGAAACCAGCUCAGUUAUUAAAGAAGAAAAAGGGGAAACAGGUCACACAAGAUUAUCAGACAGAUAGUGAAAACGAGUUCGGGAUUGUUACGUUUGCACUUGAAUUAACGCGGACAGAUCCAGAAGAUGAAUUCGUGCCAGUGUCGGUUGAAAAUGAAGCCCAGCAGAGUGUUGAGGAAGCUGUACAAGAAGGUGCCACACCAGAAGAACCAGCUCAAGAGAGUCAAGCUGCGACUAGUACCACGGUAGCAGCGGAGGCUGAGACACAAGUUGAUUCACACCCAGUUAGUUCACAACGAGUACGACGACCACCAACCAGACCAACCUCGUACCCAGGGCUAGUCGCAAAUUGAAGGCGGCGACAUAGCCCUGGUAAACGCUGGUCACGUGACUCCAAAAUUACGUAAUUGUUACUUUUCUCAACCGGGGGGUGAAUAGCAGAAUAGGUGAAACUCGAAGACAAACAGUUUUUAUCUCCGAAAUUCUUCAAUCUUCCUUCUGAAUUUUUCACUUCAAGCUUUUCUCAAAGUACGGCGAUCGAUCAAAUGGAUCAAUACUUUCUGUAGAAAAAACUCAGUGAGAUUUGUUCGUAUGAGACGUUUAAAAGACAUGGAUAUGUCGCCAGAGACGCUCGAUCAUUGCACAGGUUUAUGGAAUAGUACUUUGUUCAUUUUGUUGCGACUUAUGCAAACCCAACUCUUGUAUAAUGACUAAAAGUUGGUUUGUAGAGGGACAACUUAUACAAAAGAUAUGAAUACAUUAGCUUCAAACAGGGACAAGUUCAUGGACAAUGGACAUCCCUAAUAUAUGGACAUUGAUAUUUCACCAAUAUGUAAAUAUGACUAUUAAAUAUAUAAAAGGAUUCCUGUUGUAUUACUUGUAUAUGUAUAUGUACAAGUGUUGUGCUGUGGUAUCUAUGGACUAGAAUUUCUGAGGGGGUUGAAAAAGCCGUUUCUGAGGGGUUGUGUGCAUCGGCAUGACGGCAUCCUUUGAUCUUUGCAUUUUUUCUGAGGGAUAAGGCAAAAAUUUCUUAAUUUCUGGGGGGGUGUUGGUGUCGGCACUUUGAUCUUUUUUUCUUAGGGGUUCAAAUUUUAUUGAACUCGUCCAUAGGGGGUGUAUACAUUAAUUAAUGGAAUGGCCCAAUGCACCCAGAUGCACCCUACUUUGUUAGUUUACUCUGUCUAACGCCAGACAAUUUUACUCGUCAGGUGGAGGGUGCAUGGCGCAAUUCAAUGGGUUAACAUAGUCGAUGAACAUGCCAAAUGAUCCUUGACCGUGGUAGUACAUUUUUGCACUUGCUGGAUGAUAUUGCAACGAAGCAUUGUUUCAGAGGAAGAGCACUGAGAUCAUGCUGUGUAGCAAUUGGAAUCUCACAUAGAGCCUGCUCUCACAUAAAGCAGGCAAGACCUUCACUCAGAAGCCAGUCCUGAUUAAUAUUAAUUCCCCACAUAAACACUUGGAAACCACACUGUCCCAUCUGCCAUAUGCAGGACAAAAAAACAUGCAGCCUGGACUUUAACUGUUAAACAACCAAAUCAGCAUGAUAAACAGUGUGAUGAUUUUUGUUUAGCCCAAACCAAAGCCAGGUUUCUAGAAUUAAUUUGCAGAAUCCUAAGAAUUGGACCUCCUCCAACUUGAAGAGCUAGCUGUGCUAACCAAGUUCCAUGGGCAACCCUGAAUUGACAUGACUAGAGCAAACCUUCAAAAAAUAAUAGAGAGAUCAGAUUUGACUUCCACUGCUGCUAUUGCUACCAUUAACUAGAUAAGUUUCAUUUAUCCAAUCAAACAAUCGGAUGCAACUGCCAGAUCAAGUAGUGGUAGUGGAAGUUAAAUUUGAACCUUUCUAUAUGGAUUUCAGAGAGACCAGUCAUUAUUUGUUGAUAUAUUAUUAUAACUUGUUUAAUCAAAAGCUUACUAUAUAUUCAUGAUAUUAAAAAUUGAUAUAAUUUUAUCUAAGUGAGAAUAAUUUUAAAAAAACAUUCAUAACAUAAAAUGAUUCAUGCAUGCUGGUGAUUGAAUAAACCAUGAAGUGUGCAAUCUGAAUCUCUACAAGUUCCUUGACAUUAUUUUUCCAGUACAGUGUAAAACUAUAUAUAUAAAUGUGACACAGGUUGCAGGUAUUAGGUUGCAUGUCCACCAGUGUGCUGAAAUACCAUCCAGUGACCCAAUCUGGUUCAUUGUUACUUGCAUCUUGCUUAAUUCAACUGUUUUCGCCCCAUUUCUUGUACCCAUAAAGUUCUUUUCAAUAAUCUAGAAAACUUCAAAAUCAUUCAGUAAAUUUAAUUUUAAAAUUGGGUGAAAGGUAAGGGGCCAAUAAUAGAUGAAGAAAUCAUUUCUUAUUGUUCAUACAUAUGGCCCCCAUCUCUGUCAGGUAUUAGAGUAGAAAUUUAUUGAAGCCUGAAGUCAGAAAAUAAAUAUGGCAACAUGGUUACAUGCCAUACUGCAGAGUUAGGCAAUUUUUUUAAAGAUCUCAAGGGCACAAAAGGUAUAAAUAUAGAUUGUAGGGGCAAGGGAAAAUUGAGACUCAGGGGCAGGUUUUACAAUGGGUUGCUAAAACUUUUCCCUAAAAAAUCCCUGACCAGCUGGAGUGCUGAAACUGAUGUUUGACUAUUGAAAUAUCCUAGCAGGUUAGGUUCAUCAGAUUUUAGCUUUGUCAACCUGGCCACUCUGUUAUUACAGUAAUGGCUCAUUUAAAUAAUUUCAGGUCAUUACUGUAAAUGUAAAUACAAAGUAUUUGAAGUUUAAUAAUACUGCUGUAAAAUGUAGUUUAAUAAUAUUGUAUUAAAGUGUAAACACGUUUCUCAAGGCUGGCCAUGUGUUUCUCAAUAUUCACAAUAUUUAACUACAAUUGUACAAAUUCAACUAUAUUUAAUAACAUACUGUAUAAAAUAUAUUACAGUAAAUAGCCUUCGAAAUAUAUAUUUCAUAGAGCUAGACAGUGUAUAAACAAAUAAUGGGAAUCUGCUAAAUAAUUUGUAACAAUGAAAUACUUCUAAACAUUUUCAAAUUCAUAUAUACUGUACCUUUUUAUACUUGAUGGAAAUCAUCACAAAUAGUAUGUACGAGAUUGGCUCCAUUUUCACUGCUUCGAGUUCGAAACAUCGCCUCCUCGGCGAUUUACAUGAUGCGAUAUAAAAGAAGAUUGAUGUACAUUCGACGUAAUAUAUAAUCGUAACAUAUUAAGAAGAAACAACAAAAAAUAAAAGAAUAUAAAUAAUCCGCGGCAAUUCAAGAUCCAUUCGUGAACUUUUCGUCGCCCCCCUGUCUUUAUUUCCACAAAGCCCGCUCGCAGGCUAAUACUCCAAGAAUCUUGGAGUAUUUGCCUGACACGUGACCAGCGUUUACCAGGGCUAUGUCGCCGCCUUCAAUUCGCGACUAGUCCUGGGUACGAGGUUGAUUCAUCCCAAGUGGAGGCGAAGUACCUUUGCGAAGUUCAAAUCCCAAGUCCCCAGCGUCGCAAACAAGUGGGAAGCAAAUCAUAAAAUUCCAAUUAGUGGCCAACUAUUUCCAGCCUUAUACUUUACUACAAAAGUCACGAAACUAUUUUCAUGCAAAAUACAAAACAAGUGUAACUCCAAACAUCGAUAAUAUUUCUAUAGAAUUAUUUAUCAACGUUAAUUUCGACUCUAUUUCAGUCAUCAUCAGAAUAAACUCCUGAUGAUGACUGAAAUAUAGUCGAAACGUUGAUAAAUAUAAAAUGUUAUCGAUCUUUGGAGUUGUACUUGUUUUGUAUUUUGCUAAAAUACUCAGUGGUUCUAAAAAUAUUUUCAUGCAUGAAAUUAAAAUAGUUUUUCCUAUGUAUUUUUACAUACUUUUUUUGAACAUCUGAAAGUUAACUUCAUUUAUUUGAAUUAACAUAUUGAACAUUUCAACAUAUUUAUCGAGUACAAACUUAAUGAUAUACAAAAACCAGAAAUCCCAGACAUAAGAUAUUCAAUCUACUUCCAUACUAAUUCACACAAUUAUCACUUUGAGGCCUGGCUAAUUCAAGUGUAAACAGUGGACUGUGUAUAACACGACAAUGUAAAUCUCAAACAGUCUUAGCGGGAUAAGGUAGUAAAACAAAAUAUGUCGAAGUAGCUACUGUAAUGUUGGCCGUGUUUUAGCUGUUGUUUCCCUUGCAUGCAUUUUACUCCCAGUAGGGUAUUUUAUGCGGAGUUAAAUAAACAAAUGUUGUAAAAAUUUACUCUGCACAAAAUGUAGAAAAGCAGUAUGGGUAGUAAAUUAAAUCAGGCCAGUAUUGCACUAAAUUCUUCGACAGACUUAAUGCUUUACAACCUGCGAUUUGGGCAGAAGUUGCAACUAUUUACCUUAUUCUCAUGCAGAAUUUGCAAUUAAAAACAUCGCAUUAUACAAUCCACGACUACUUACUGCUGGAGCCAUAUUUCAAAGUGACAUGCAAAUUAGUACGUAAGGAAGUACUACAUGCGAAUAUAAUUUGUGACCAUGCGAAUAUGAUUUGUGACCAUGAUUUUGCUGUUAUUGUUAAUUGUUUCAAACUGGCUACAUGCAGUAUAUACACUUUUGGCGUGUAUUAAUUAAUGUUCGAUAACGAAAUAUUACUUGAAUAAGUACAAAUUUCAAACCGUAUAGGUUUCUCAAACAUUGGAUUCAUAGAGUAACUCUUCUUGUCCAUUCUAAAAAGAGGAUAUACACAUAUUGUUAAAGCAUCAGGUGAACAACAUGAUAUGCGAAUCUUAUAUACGGAAUGGGUAUACAUGCAAGAGUUCCAAGCCAAACUGGUUUAUAACUGGGAUGCAUAAAAAAGGAGUUCUGUUUUUUUGCUUAAAAUUUUCAUACUACAAUAUAUAGUCCUAGCUGGUAAAAUAGUUAUGCACUUUAGAGAACAUUUAGUCGAAGAAACCACUUAAAAGACGGCGAAAAUAUGUGAUUAAGUAAUUAUAUACAAGUAACUAUAAUUUCAACAAUUUUGCCUGUAAUAUGCAAAAUAUGUGCUUAAUAACAAAUAUUCCGUUUCUUGUCACAUUUUAGUAGUAUAGCAGCAGAUUUAUUAUUAAUAUACGGUUUAAAGUUUGCUCCCUACAAUUAAUUAAACGUCUAAUUGAGACUACCUUAUUAUAGGAAAUUAACGAUGCACUUUAUUAACGCGGAUUUAAAAAAUUCGCGUUAAUUUAAUUAAUGUUAAUUUAUGUUAUUGUUAAUUUUAAGCAUGCAAAUUAAUUUUAGUCACCGUUAAUUAAAAACACUUUAAUUUGUUUUAUAUAACACGAACUCUUUUAACUCAUAUUAAACCUCAAAACAAAGACAUCAGUCCACCUCUUCACUGUCACUGUCAGAGUCUUAAGCUGAACUACAUAUUUAUAUACAUUGGCUUAAAUGACUGUAACUUUCAACGUUAUAGUUUUGACAUAUCUGCUCGCGUACUGUUUUAAUUGGUAGUAUACAAUAUUAAAUUUUUGCUGUUGAGUUUAUAUUAUUCGACUCGCGUUAGUUAAAUUAACUUGUUAACCAUAAAUUGUCAGAUUCGCGUUAAUUAAAUCAGUUUUAGAAGUACCUGGAAGCAAUUAGAGUUAAUUACUGUACACGACAAGUUAAUUUAUGUCGCGUUAAUAAAGUGCAUCGUUAAUUUCCUAUAAUAAGGUAUAUUUUGUAAUCUUUUUGGUUCUUCGGGGAAAGAAUUUUCUACAACAUUCCCCCGAAACAUUUAGAAAAAACAAAGGUUUUACGCCAUCUUUCUUCUCAACCGUGGUCCGGCCGUUACGUAGUAGCUCUAUCACUGCUAAUAGGAAGUUAGAAACCUAAGGCGACCUUGUAUUUGCAGAUUAUUUAUUCUGAUGGCCAGAAGCAAAUUUAUUUACUGCUUCGUGGACAAACAAUUCCGUUUGCAUGCAUGUCGCAUUGUCAAAACAACCCAACAUGACUACUGUGGAAUGCGAAUGUGCUGCUUUUUUUUGUCGUCUUUAUAGGCUGUUGAAGCCAACGAAGACCCUAUAAUAUAA
Molecule: messenger RNA, 6150 nt
Organism: Paramuricea clavata
Lineage: Eukaryota; Metazoa; Cnidaria; Anthozoa; Malacalcyonacea; Plexauridae
Source: the annotation of a GenBank genome assembly